AUGGGCUCCUAUAAAAAGGGCAUUUCCUGCUUUGCACUGCAGACGAGACAGCGGAAAGCCUGCGAGCGAGCUCUGGCAUCUGAGAUCGUGCUGGACCUGCAUAUUCAGGACAAGGUUCCAACCCAUUUGAAGACAUGAGAAUCCACAGCCUCACCCUGCUGUCCUUCCUCCUCCUGGCUGCUCAGGCGCUCUUGGUGGGGGGCAAAAAGGAAGUAAAGAAUAGACGUGUCAGCAAAGCCGCCACAGAUAAAAUGCAUACUCUGGGCAAGGCCCACAUUGAGGAAAAAAGCCAGCCGCCCAAGCACCUGACCAAAGGCAAGUUUGUCACCCAAGACCAGGCCAGCUGCAGAUGGGUGGUGACUGAGAAGGAGGAGGGCGUGGUCCUGAAGGUCGAGUGCACCCGACAGGAUGAGACGUUUUCCUGCUUCUUUGCGGGCAAUCCGACCUCGUGCCUGGAGUCGACCCAAAAGAGCGUCUAUUGGAAACAAAUUGGCCGGAACCUGCGCUCUCAGAAGGUCAUCUGCGGGGACUCCAAGAGCAUCCUGAUGACCAGGGUGUGCAGAAAGAAGUUUCCGGAAUCUAAUCUCAAGCUGGUGAACUCCACUCUGAUUAGGAAGAAACCCAACCAGGAGUCAAUGGACCCCUCUCCCACAGAGCAGAGCACGGCCAAUGAGGCCUCCAUCACGGAGCCUAACAAAGUCAAAAAGUUUGCCCCCGAAGAGAAGGUCACGGUCAAAGACAAUGCCCUCUCUGGCCCAGCAGAGGCCAAGACCGUGGCCACCGACGAUCCCAAGUGUGUGGAGGACCCAGACAUGGUAAACCAGAGUAAAGUAGCACUGGAGUUCUGUGGGGAAUCCUGGAGUGCUCUCUGCAAAUUCUUCAUCACCCUGGUUCAGGGCAUUUCAUGCUAAUGAGGUGAAAAGGGAACAGAGUCCGUUAGACGGGGUCAUGUCAAAGCCCUUCAUUGUGCUAGAAAACCCUCCAAGUUCCCUGUAAGAUGGACGUUUGUGCUACGGGCACGUGGCAGAGUAUUUGAACAGAUUUUGUAAUUUUUGCUUUUGUGUUUUGGAAUUUCCUUUAUAUUCAUUCCCCUAGGUGUGAUUUUCAGAGGUCGUUUGCCUCAGUGUCUCCACGGCCCGCAAAACUGUGUGUAUCUGAGCAGUAACAACCAGUCUUUGGGCUGAAUGAGCCAGAGGGAUGAUUUCAGUGCGAAUCACUUUCUGCUGAAUUAACAAGAAUAAUAAAGCUCUGUGCAAUUUUCAUAAGUAUAUUCAA
Molecule: messenger RNA, 1275 nt
Organism: Pteropus alecto (black flying fox)
Lineage: Eukaryota; Metazoa; Chordata; Mammalia; Chiroptera; Pteropodidae
Gene: FGFBP1
Product: fibroblast growth factor binding protein 1
Exons: 2
Coding region: 135-911 (258 amino acids)
Biological process (GO): cell-cell signaling
Molecular function (GO): growth factor binding
Source: RefSeq, a predicted model, not a curated record